CAGCAACACUUUUGCGGUUAAAUAGCCUCUCUUUUCCGUUAAAGUUGUUAGUAACAGACAGCAUCAUCUCCCCAAUUCCUUGUCCAACUAUUAUGUAAUCUGCUUUUUGUUUCAAUCAUUUCUUCGUAUUCCUUCAACACCCAUCAGAUUAAUGGCAAAAGCUAUCCUCUUGAGCAACAAAUGGUACGGACAUGAGCAAUUCUGGGUCACACGUUCUUACCCCACAAUACAGAAAUUCAGCCACGGGAAAAUGGAUCUCAAGGUGAAGGCAGCAACUUCCUUGAAUUCAAAUGCCAAAAAGAAGGCAAAUUUGUUUGCUGAAAAAAAGGAGAGAAUCCGGCUGCCAACAUAUAAUGAUGAUCUUGGAGGCAAGAAAUAUCACAUCAGUGAAUUUCUGAGCCAACCUAGCGGAAUUGCAGCCGUGUUGAAUACGAAGGCCUUGCAAUCAUUUGAAUCUCUUGAUGCUAACACAUACAGGUGUGAACUGCCUAAACUUCAAUUUUUAAACUUUGAAGCUGCGCCAUUGUUGGAUCUGCGGGUUACCUCAACAGAUGAAGAUUGCUUGGUUGAGAUGCUUUCUUGUAAGUUUGAGGGUUCAGAAGUUGUGAAAGAGCAAAACGACCACUUUUCAGCAUUCAUGAGAAACCAAAUGACUUGGGGUGGUGCUGGUGCUGAAUCAUUUUUAGAAGUUGAUGUUAAGUUGAAUCUCACACUUGAGAUCUACACACAACCAUUUACCAUGAUGCCUACUUCAGCCGUUGAGGGUCCUGGAAAUAUAAUGAUGCAAGCUUUGGUGGACAAGCUGGUGCCACUGCUACUUCAGCAGAUGCUGCAAGAUUAUGAUGAAUGGGUUAGAAAGCAAUCAUAUUCCUUAAAGUCAUUCUAGGUACGUAAAAGCCACUUGUACAAACUUUUUGGGUAGAGACAACAGAGGAGGGAGAACCUUUGAUGUUUAGGGAAAAGGAGAGAAAAAUGAAUGGUGAAAAAUUGAUUUCUGAAAGACUUCUGUUGAAAUCUGUGUCCAUGUAAACAUUACUCUUCUGGUUGAUAUUUAGUAACAAGUGUCUCUUUCUGUCUUCUA
Messenger RNA from Glycine soja, 1081 nucleotides. RefSeq lists its product as uncharacterized. NCBI's taxonomy places the organism in Eukaryota, Viridiplantae, Streptophyta, Magnoliopsida, Fabales, Fabaceae. Bases 152 to 886 code for a protein of 244 amino acids. The record is from RefSeq and is a predicted model, not a curated record. The transcript is spliced from 8 exons.